Molecule: messenger RNA, 925 nt
Organism: Tarenaya hassleriana
Lineage: Eukaryota; Viridiplantae; Streptophyta; Magnoliopsida; Brassicales; Cleomaceae
Product: dof zinc finger protein DOF1.6-like
Exons: 1
Coding region: 68-721 (217 amino acids)
Biological process (GO): regulation of DNA-templated transcription
Molecular function (GO): DNA binding; DNA-binding transcription factor activity
Source: RefSeq, a predicted model, not a curated record
UAUGCCAUUCUCUCUCUCUCUCUCUCUCUCUCUCUGUUUUGUCUCUUUCUCCGAACCCACAAAUUAAAUGCCUUCGUCGUUCGAACCGGGUCACGAGACCCGACAACCCGGUCGGGUUCAGCCAUCGACGGCGGCGUUUCCGCCGCCGAAGCUGUCGGAGCCAUUACCGUGUCCUCGCUGUAACUCCGCGAACACAAAGUUCUGCUACUACAAUAACUACAACCUCUCUCAACCUCGCCAUUUCUGCAAAUCUUGUCGCCGUUACUGGACCCACGGUGGCACCCUCCGCGACGUUCCCGUCGGUGGUGGCUCGCGCAAAUGCUCCUCCACCGCAGCCGCAACCAAACGCGCUCGCUCCUCCGCAAACGCAAACGCGAACGCAACCUCCUCGUCCUGUCUUUCCUCGUCUCCGACAAAAACCACGACGACCCACGAACCCGGACCCCGAGUCGGACCCAGAACUGGCGACAUGGUGGAGGAGGUAAAGGAAGGGGACUUGGUCUCUGGGUAUGGAAGCUUCGCGUCGCUAUUGAGUGGAUACGGGUUUGACGAAAUGGGUUUUGGGUAUUCGGGUUAUUUCUGCGGUGGCGGAGGAGAGGCGGUGGCUCCGGCGACGGUUGGUGGUGACACGUGGCACGUGGAUGAGAUGGAAGGUAACGGUACGGACAGUUUUGUGUGGCCUGGUCUUGAGAUCUCCAUGCAAGGCAACAAUGUCAAGUGAAAAAAAAACUGUGGAACCGUUUUUUUUCUCUCUCUUAGUUUUUUUUUAAAAUUUUAAUUUAUUUUGUUGGUUUCUGGGUAUCUCUGUUUUGUCUUUGUCUUCUUGCUCUGUCACAUCGUGUCUCUGUUUUUUUCUUUGUUUUUUUUUUCGUUCUGUUUGUUUUGUGUUGGGAUAUAGAAUAGGGAAGGAGAAAGGAAAAAAAAA